This is a messenger RNA of Austrofundulus limnaeus, 4238 nucleotides long. RefSeq names its product collagen alpha-1(XXI) chain. Lineage: Eukaryota; Metazoa; Chordata; Actinopteri; Cyprinodontiformes; Rivulidae. The record is from RefSeq and is a predicted model, not a curated record.
GGAUCCCCUGGGACCACAGGUACAGUGGAGCUCAGGGGUCAAGGUCCUCUGAGAUCCAGAGUUUUCAGUGUGAGUGGUCCUCCUGGUCAGCUCAAACACAGACCCCUGGAUGGCACUUUAAACUGGGAUAUAUCCUCACUGCAGCAACUGUAAAUGUCCAUCAGCAGGCACUGACACUCUCCAGGUUUAAAUGAUCAAACAUGCCAGCCUUCAAACAUGUGCUGGUGUUAGCUGUUUUCUUUGCCUGCUUGGGAUUUGCUCAGAGUGAAAAGUUGCCGAGUUUCGAUCUGCUGGAGGAGUUUCGGGUGAGUGAGUUGAGAGGCGUGAGGAGAGUGGAUGGAUCUCAACCUGAGGCUGUGGCUUACCGUGUCAACCCCUCCAUCCAUCUGAGAAGAGCCAUGAGUGAUGUGUACCCAGAUGGACUUCCCUCUGAAUACUCCAUCAUCGCAACAUUUAAGUUGACCAAGAACACUGGCCAGACAUCCUGGGACCUUUGGCAAGUCAGUGACCCAGACGAACGAGAACAGGUCGGCCUGCGCUUUCCAGGUGACGCCCGCUCCUUAGACUUUUUCUACACCAGCCUCCGUGGAAACCAGAUGUUGAGGACCUUCCAUAAUGUGGAAAAGCUGUUCGAUGGAGAAUGGCACAAGUUGGCUCUGAGUGUGAAAGGCAGCCAAGUGAGGCUGCUGAUAGAUUGCGAAGAGGUCAGUGUGGAACCCAUUAACGAARCGAGACCAGUCAUCCACCAAGGAUACACUUCCAUCGUCAAACGGGCUGUAGGAGGUCGCUCACCUUCUGUGGACAUCCAACAGAUGGAGGUGUCAUGUGACUCAGAGCAGGCAUAUUCAGAGGGCUGCUGUGAGCUCUCCAGUGUGUGUGGAGGAUAUGCUGAGAUCGGCCUAACAGCUGGAAGAGCGACAUGCAAAUGUAUGCACGGACAACCUGGCAUUCAGGGCCCUCCAGGGCCAAAAGGRCACAGAGGUCUUCCAGGAAAACCCGGAGACCAAGGAAGACAAGGGAACUGGGGGAUCCGUGGAAACACCGGAGACUAUGGCAACACUGGUGAGACAGGCCCAAAGGGUGAAACAGGAAGCAAGGGUGAAAAAGGGAUGCGAGGACCCUGGGGGCAAAUGGGGGACAGAGGUCCUAAAGGGCUGAAAGGAUUAAAAGGGGCAUUUGGGUUUAAGGGAAUCCGAGGCCCUCCUGGAGACAAUGGAGAGACUGGGAAACUGGGAGUAAUAGGCACUAAAGGGCUCAAAGGAUAUGGAGGGAUUCCUGGGUUUCAAGGAGUUAAGGGCCAAAAAGGAACUACGGGCGCAGUCGGAAGGCUUGGCCCCAGAGGAAAGCAGGGUAUUGUGGGGGAUCCUGGGGAAAGAGGUGCUUCUGGAGAGAAGGGGAAGCCUGGUAUCCAAGGACCAGUGGGCAGAGCUGGUACAYUUGGACCAAAAGGGAUUAUUGGAGACCCAGGUUUACCUGGUAGAGAUGGUGAUCCAGGAGUGGAGGCAUAUCAAGGACCACAAGGUCCCAGUGGAAAAAUUGGACGUAGUGGCACAAAGGGGGAAAAAGGCACCCUGGGGCCAGCAGGAGAAAUGGGCCCCCAGGGCCAAACUGGCCCAAGAGGUUACAAGGGUUCUGCAGGAAAGCCAGGAAGACCAGGAUUUAUUGGCCCACCUGGACCUACUGGUCACAUAGGUGUUCCUGGAAAACCAGGACCCAAGGGGGAUACAGGAAUCCAGGGGGUCAAAGGAGGAAAAGGUGCACAGGGGGAAAAUGGAAUUAAAGGCCCAAAGGGAAGGCUUGGAGACAGGGGUGACCAGGGUCCUCAGGGGAAACGAGGGAAGCGUGGCCCUGCAGGCCCACCUGGUCGUUCAGGUCCAGUUGGAGUCAAAGGGAUCCGAGGUGAGGGAGGACCGGAUGGGUUUCAGGGACUUCCAGGCCCCCCGGGCCCAAUUCUCCCCGUCCAACAUGUGAUUGAGGUUUGUAAGAAAGUGGUCCUGGAGCAGAUGUCCGCCUUUGCUAACUCAGUGAAAAGAACCUGCGCUGCUGUUUGUCCUCUCCACGGGGAUGUCCCUAUGGGUGCUCCAGGUCCACCUGGACAGAACGGACUCCCAGGACCUCCUGGGGAUCCUGGUAAUGAUGGUGCUGCUGGAGAAAUUGGCCCACCGGGUUUAUAUGGAGAAGAUGGAAAUCCUGGCCGACGAGGAGAAACAGGUAACAAAGGAGAGCGAGGCGAUAAAGGAGCCAAAGGGUAUGGCCUACCAGGCGUCACUGGAGAUCAGGGAUCCAAAGGUCAGCGUGGACGUCCUGGCAGAGCCUUUAAUGGCCAGCCUGGGAAGCAGGGUGAGAGGGGACACGGAGGCCGACCGGGUCUCAGGGGCCAUCCAGGUCUUAGAGGAUCUCCAGGGGUCUGUGUCACCUCUGGGUGUGCUGAGCUGAACUCCAGCAGUGGGACARGGCAGCCAGCGCCUUCGAGGCCAAGAAAUCAGGUAAUGGGGGUCACUGGUGCCCAUUUCCAGCAGUGGCUGUGCGAGGGGCUGGAGGGGCUGUGGGCCAGUAAAAGUCCAGUGCGAAGGGAGGUGGGGGUGGUGGGGGGGUGGGUGUGGAGAAGACAGAGAGAGAGUCUAGAAAAGGCAGGCUUUCGUUCAGCUGAGAAACGUGCACUUCUCCCUGAGUCCAGUUCCUGUGAACCCAGCACUGUGAGCUGUAUUGAUCACUGGCUCCCAAUGAGAGGAUUAUUGGGAUAUAGCACAAAGGCUUGGACACUUACUGGAUGUGUCUGCUUCAUGCUUCUCCUCUGGACCAGCACAGCUCAGGAUGAAGACUUAAGAAGUUGCAGGACUGCGCCGUGCGACUUGGUUUUUAUCCUAGACGGCUCAUGGAGCGUUGAAGAUGUCAACUUUGAAUUGGUGAAGCGAUGGCUUGUCAACAUAACGACCAGCUUCAACAUUGGACAGAAGUUUACUCAGGUUGGAGUGGUCCAGUAUAGCGACGAUCCCAUUUUAGAAAUACCUCUGGGGAAGCACUACACAAACAAAGACCUCAUCAAAGCCAUGGAGUCCAUUGAGUACAUGGGAGGAAACACAAGGACCGGUACAGCCAUUAAGUUUGCCACAGACAAACUCUUUGGGUUUUCUGAACGAGGCCCAUCAGGUGUUUCUAGAAUUGCUGUUGUCCUCACUGAUGGGAAGUCUCAAGACGAGGUCCUAAAAGCAGCCGAGGCAGCGAGGAAAAGAGGCGUCAUCUUGUUUGCGAUCGGUGUUGGGCCAGAGACAGAAGAAGCCCAGRUAAGGGACAUUGCAAACAAACCAUCUACAACUUACGUCUUUUCUGUCGAGGACUACAAAGCUAUUUCAAGAAUUAUACAGGUCAUUCGACAGAAACUAUGUGAAGAGACUGUUUGCCCAGUUAGAAUUCCUAUAGAUUCUCGUGAUGAAAAGGGCUUUGAUAUUCUUCUAAGUUUAAAUUUGGCUAAAAAAGCCAAGAAAACAAAAGGAGCUUAUUUGGGCACAAAGGCAUUUGAAGUGACGUCUCUGGUUGACUUGAGCGAGGCUACAAGGAGACUUUUCCCUGACGGUCUGCCUCCAUCAUAUGUUUUUGUCGCCACGCUGAGGUAUAAAGGAUCAGUGACUGUUGAGGAAUGGGACCUGUGGAGGAUACAGACCCGUGAUGGGAAGCCACAGAUGGCGGUGACACUAAACGGUCUGGAUAGUACCAUCACGUUCACUACAACCAGCAUGGCACCGAGUGAAAUACAAAAAGUCAAGUUUUCACGACAGACGACAAGAAAGCUAUUUGAUGAAAAAUGGCACCAGCUGCGACUAUUGGUUGCAGAAGAGGAUGUGACGCUUUACGUCGACGAUCUGGAGAUUGAAACGUUACCGCUGCAGCCGUCUGUCGGAAUUUUUAUCAACGGAAAAACCCAAGUGGGGAAAUACGUUAAUAAAGAAACAACAGUUCCAUUUGAAAUUCAGAAACUUCGCAUUUACUGUGACCCUGAGCAGAACAACCGAGAGACUGCUUGUGAAAUACCUGGAGUUUGCUCCAACAGUCCUUAUUACGUUGAACCAACACAAGAACCUUGUGUUUGUCCUGCUGGACCCCCUGGAGCUCCGGGAAUAAAAGGAGAACAAGGAAGUGUUGGCAUGCCGGGGCAGCCAGGUCCUGCUGGUGCUGAUGGUAAGCCUGGUAUCCCUGGAGUUAGAGGCAGUCCCGGGCUGCCAGGUCCACCAGGAGUAAAG